Molecule: messenger RNA, 1047 nt
Organism: Symbiodinium necroappetens
Lineage: Eukaryota; Dinophyceae; Suessiales; Symbiodiniaceae
Source: the annotation of a GenBank genome assembly
AUGGAUGGCUUUCUCAGCGCUCAGCGCUUCCUGAGUGAGGGCAAUGCGCAGGCGGCGGUGGACUGCUUGGAGAAGAUCUCCCAAAGCAGCGGACUGGAUCUGGACGGGCAUCUCUUGAUGGCAGAGGCCUUGUGGACCCAGGCUGGUCCUGGAGGCACUGAAGCUGCCCUGCCACACUACGAGGAAGCCUCGGCUUUAGCCAAUGAUGUGUCCAAGAAGGCGACGGUAAGUCUCGGUCAUGGCUUUGCCCUCCUGCAACUGAAGCAUUUCUCCAGGGCGCGACAGGAACUGCUGAUAGCGAGAAGUCUGGCUGAGGAGGACGGGAAUCCGGCAGCUGCCCAGUUUGUAGACAGCUUGCUUCGAAACGUGGAGGCAGCUCAAACAGAUGACGCAGCAAAGUCAACAUGGCUUGCAUUCGCCGACGCCUACACGGACGGCACGAAGCCGGUGCUGUUCAUGAGGGGCAGCGCAAAGGAGCCGCUGGACGCAGCAGGUGCUCACGGAGUGGAAAAGCUGAGAGCUGCCGGGGUGAAGGCCAUGAAGGUGGUGGACCUGAGUGAAGCUGGCCCCGAGCUGCCUGGAGGAUUGCAGACCUUGGCAGACGUGGGCAUCGAGCUCCCGCAGCUCUACUUAAAGGGAGCCGGCGUUGAGCGCUGGAUGGACUUGGAGGCGAGCGAGCUCCGUCGAAGGCUUUUGGACUCCGGCGUGAGCAUGAAAGAUCCCGCCGAAAGCGAGCCUUGUCACGGGGCCUUCUCCGACGGCCUCGCAGAUUGGGAGGUUGCUCUCGUUGAGAUGGUGUCCGUUUCGGGAGCGGGGGACUGGGACAAUAAGGCUCGAUCCCUGGCAGAGAAGGGCUUUCAGAAUGCCCCAGCGACGGGAACAGCUUUGGAGAAAGCCUGGCAGGAGCUUUCCCCUUCCAUCAAAGUGAAGCUCGAGAGUCAACCAGAAAUGCCCUGUGGACACUCCUGCAGCACUUGCCCAACCAAGCACGACUGCCAGUUACACGAUGCUGUGGGUCAUGUCAGAGACAUCGAAGACCUGAUUUAG